AUGCUGCGCAGAUCCCUCCAUAGCUCCGUUGUUAAGCGGUCAGGAUCAAAGAUAUGGUCCGAAUUCACAUCCAGGCCUGAGGCUCUAUCAAUCGGGUCCGAAAGAAUAAAAAAAUGCGUACUAGAGGGGACGCCGUCCCAAGGCCCGCCAUCGAUCAAGAGGCGCUCGAAUAGAGUGAAGUACUCGUCGCCAGAAAAAAUUGAUGAGGUUUUCAAGACGUGCUACGACUUUCUCGAGUCGAGAUCCGCAGUGAAAUAUGCCGAGCUCGAGCGUGAAGAGGACCCUGCUAAGCGCACGAAGCUCUUGGUGGAGGCUGAAGUGAACAACCCGGAAGUGCUUUACAACUUUCAGUAUGGUGACAAGGUCGAAAACAACCCUCGGUUUAUCGACUAUAACGUCCCCGUCUAUAGGCAUUUGGGGCGCCAGCACUGGGAGUCAUACGGACAAAUGCUACUGAUGCAGAGACUUGAGACACUAGCUGCUAUUCCAGACACGCUACCUACACUUGUGCCACGCGCCGAGGUCCACUUGCGCUUCCCUUUUUCUACUGGUCUCAACAAAUGGGUUGAACCUGGCGAGCUGCUGUCUUCCAAUGCCACAACACUGCCGCCCGCUAUCAAGAUUCAAGAGUACGAUGACGUCGACACCGAGUCCCAGGAGUAUACCGUGCUCAUACUAAACCCCGACGAGCCGGACAUCGCGUCGGACUCUUUCAAGACCACGCUACAGUACGGCCUCACAAACUUGAAAAUCUCGUACAACGACAACGUCGUGGAUUCCCGCAAGUUCACAGCAGACAAUAUCAUCGCAGGAUACCUACCACCCGUGCCCGAAAAAAAUGCUGGAGUCCAGAGGUUUGUCGUGUGGGUCUUUAGACAGUCCAAGCACCUUGCUGCCGGCGAGGCGGCUUCGGCACGCGAUAACUUCAACGUGCGCGACUUCGUACACGCUCACAAAUUGCAGCCCAUCGGCGCGCACUUGUGGAGGAGCGAAUGGGACAGCAACGUCACCAACGUCAGGGCCAAAUACGGGCUGCCAGAAGGUCGCGUAUUCCACCGUGUGCGUAAAGCCUAG
Lachancea thermotolerans CBS 6340 is the source of this 1074-nucleotide messenger RNA. RefSeq names its product mitochondrial 54S ribosomal protein mL38 (gene MRPL35). Bases 1 to 1074 code for a protein of 357 amino acids. The record is from RefSeq and is a predicted model, not a curated record. The transcript has a single exon. Lineage: Eukaryota; Fungi; Ascomycota; Saccharomycetes; Saccharomycetales; Saccharomycetaceae.